Messenger RNA from Homarus americanus (American lobster), 576 nucleotides. RefSeq names its product tigger transposable element-derived protein 1-like. Lineage: Eukaryota; Metazoa; Arthropoda; Malacostraca; Decapoda; Nephropidae. Gene Ontology annotation, molecular function: DNA binding. The transcript is spliced from 2 exons. The coding region runs from base 1 to 576 and encodes 191 amino acids. Gene Ontology annotation, cellular component: nucleus. The record is from RefSeq and is a predicted model, not a curated record.
AUGGAGAAUGCCUUGUUUCUGUGGAUAGAGGACCAGCACCGGAAAGGUGUAGCAGUGGACUCUAUCCUUAUCCGGGAGAAAGCUAAGUCUCUACACACACGCUUCACGCCUGUAGCUGAGGAACCCUUACCCAGUACCAGUGCUGCUACCCCUACACCUGAGACACCUCCGACACCUUUCCAAGCCAGCAAGGGGUGGUUUGACAAUUUCAGGCGUCGAUUCGGCCUGAAGAAUGUGAAGAUGACUGGGGAGGGUGCAUCAGCAGACACCAUGGCCGCGAAAGCUUUCCCAGCAGAGUUGAAAGCAAUACUCGAGGAGCAGGAAUACGAGUCAGAACAAGUUUGGAAUAUGGAUGAAACAGUACAGGGUGUACUAUUUUCUUUUCCAACAUGUUUGUUCUGGAAAAAGAUGCCACAGCGCACUUUCAUUACCCAAGAAGAACGCCGUGCACCAGGAUUCAAGGCAGCCAAGGACAGGUGCACCGUGUUAUUUUGUGGCAAUGCUGCAGGUCACCUCAUUCGCCCAGGCUUCAUUACAAGUCUAAGAAACCGUGUGCAUUCCAACGCCGCGACUUGA